AUGGCAGCUGAAAGGAAAUUGGCUGAUUGCAUAAGAAAGCGGAAAGCGCUAUUCGUUGUUCGAGAUUCCGUCGAAAAGUUUGUGACGGAGUUUGAUGAUGAAGCCGAUGUAUUCCAGAUUCCUAUCCGCUUAGAGGCAUUGGAUCGAAGUUAUAGGCAAUUCAUCGAGAUUCAAGAAUCGAUCGAACGAUAUGAUGACGCUGAGACUUUUGAGACGCACCUAAGUGAGCGAGCUGAUUUCGAAACACGUUUUUGUAAGACAAAGGGUUUCUUGCUGAUGAAACGCGGUGAUGAUACACCUCCAGGGAUGAAUAGUACCGUCAUGCAAAAUGUUUCUACAUCAUCGUCAGCGUUCCAUCUUCGAUUACCGAAAAUUGAUUUACCCAAGUUUAACGGAGACUUUUCCCGAUGGUUGUCUUUCCGUGAUACGUACAGUUCCAUGGUGCAUUCGAAUGCAGAUAUACCGACGGUGGCAAAACUUCAGUACCUGUUGCAGUCUUUGGAGGGAGAGGCUCGAAAGCCAUUCGAAUCGGUGGACAUCAGCGCGGACAAUUAUGCUUCAACCUGGGAUGCCCUGCUAAAACGUUAUGACAACAAACGAUACUUGAAACGUCAGCUGUUUCGAGCAAUUUAUGACCUCCCACCGGUCAAGAAGGAAGAUUCUCAGGAGCUGCAUGACUUGGUAGAUGAAUUUCAGAGACACGUGAAGGCGUUAGCGAAGCUUGGAGAACCCAUAUGCCACUGGAAUACCCCGUUAGUGAAUUUACUGUCCUACAAGUUAGACCCUGCUACCCUACGAGCGUGGGAAGAAAUGACGUCGAAAGAUGAAGAUGUUACCUACGAACAGUUAAUUGAUUUCCUGUACCAGCGAGCUAGAAUGUUAAAAUCAUUCGUCACAGAUCUAGAACAAAGAUCAUCCCAUUCCGGCCUUACCAAGGUGGCCGGUUCCUUUCCGAAUCCGAAGAAGCAAUUUAAAUUAGCAAUGAAUGCAACCGCUAAAGUCCCCAAUGCACCCCAGUGUAUCGCGUGUUCAGAGAAACACUUCCUGUUCCAAUGCCAAAUGUUUGCAAAGAUGCCCAUACGCCAACGACGAGAGUUGGUUUCCCAGAAACACCUUUGUUGGAAUUGUUUCCGCUCUGGACACCAAUCUAAGACCUGUACGUCCAAAUUCAAUUGUCGCACCUGCCAUGAAAAGCACCAUUCUCUGCUGCACGAGGUAGCACCCAUGAAGAUCUCUUCAACGCCGGCAAUCUUGCCAAACCAACGAAUCCAAGAACCAAUUUCAUCCGUGUCCAGUGUUAUGAAUUCCGGAUCAGCGAAUCCGAUUCCCCAAGCCAGUUUAUAG
This is a messenger RNA of Sabethes cyaneus, 1344 nucleotides long. RefSeq lists its product as uncharacterized. Bases 1 to 1344 code for a protein of 447 amino acids. The record is from RefSeq and is a predicted model, not a curated record. The transcript has a single exon. Gene Ontology annotation, molecular function: nucleic acid binding; zinc ion binding. Lineage: Eukaryota; Metazoa; Arthropoda; Insecta; Diptera; Culicidae.